AUGGAUCUCACAAAAAAAGAUUUGUUUAAUUCCGCAGAAGGUUGUUUUAUAACAAAAUUUGAGUACGAUUCAUUUGAAAAUCGCAAAUUUAUCGCGAAAGGAGGUUUCGCUGCCGUCUAUAGUGCUUAUUUGAAAAGCGCCGAGAAGACCGUUGCCUUAAAAAUAUUUCAUGAUAUCAAAUUUUAUAAAGGAUUCGUUACCGAGCUAAAAAAUUUAAAUGCCGUCAAUCACCAUAAAAACAUAAUUAAAUUCAUGGGAAUUAGUCAAGAACCUGUGUUCAAUACUCCUCAUGAAAAUAUUCAACCAAAACCCGAUCAUGAUAACGCAGAAACUGAUUUGUAUAUCCAUGAUUCUGUUUCCACAAUGGCUGAUUCCAUAGGUAUUUGCUUAAAUUUUUAG
Messenger RNA from Acaulospora morrowiae, 399 nucleotides. NCBI's taxonomy places the organism in Eukaryota, Fungi, Glomeromycota, Glomeromycetes, Diversisporales, Acaulosporaceae. The record is from the annotation of a GenBank genome assembly.